Molecule: messenger RNA, 2946 nt
Organism: Salvelinus fontinalis (brook trout)
Lineage: Eukaryota; Metazoa; Chordata; Actinopteri; Salmoniformes; Salmonidae
Product: frizzled-9-like
Exons: 1
Coding region: 491-2245 (584 amino acids)
Biological process (GO): canonical Wnt signaling pathway; non-canonical Wnt signaling pathway
Cellular component (GO): plasma membrane
Molecular function (GO): Wnt-protein binding; Wnt receptor activity
Source: RefSeq, a predicted model, not a curated record
UGGAGAGCAGUUGUCUGAGGUAGAGUGAAAUAUAUGUACUGCUGCAAACAGCUGCACGGAUUUAGCUUUAAAAGUGGUUUAUUCAAAACUAAGAAGUCCAGGAUUAACACGUUCUCUAAUGAACGUUAUUUGAGCUCACCACCGUUAUUUUCUCAUUGCAUUGCAAACUUAAUUUUCUAGAUUGAACUCUGCCGUCUCUGCCGAGUCUUACCUUCUAAGGACAUUUAAACAUCUAAUACCGUGGAAGCUUUAUUUUUUUAAAAUAUAUAAUAGAGUAAUGUGUACCUACUGGAAUUAUUUUUGAUAAAUUUGACCUGCAUUUGCGUUGUAUAGCAGCAGGAAAUGCAUUUGUAACAACGGAUUUACAACGCUUGUUUUGGGGGCUGUGCUUACAAUGGUAAAAUAAUAUGGACAUAUCCGCAUGAAUUUACAUUUUUGGUCUGAACAAAUACAACUUGUUCUUACACUAAACAUAUGACUGAAAAGAAGCAUGGGGGGGUCUCCUUUGAAGAUACUGAUUUCUCUCUGGUGUCAGUUGGUGGUUGCUGGCUACAGUGUGGAGCUAGGAACCUACGACCUGGAACGAGGCAGACCAGCCAAAUGCGAACCCAUAGUAAUCCCCAUGUGCCAGGGCAUUGGCUACAACAUGACCAGAAUGCCCAAUUUUAUGGACCAUGACAACCAAAAGGAGGCUGCCAUCAAGCUGAAUGAGUUUGCACCUCUAGUGGAGUAUGGCUGUGAUGUGCACCUUCGUUUCUUCCUCUGCUCUCUCUACACCCCCAUGUGCACUGAUAAAGUGUCUACCUCCAUCCCAGCCUGCAGGCCCAUGUGUGAGCAGGCCAGGCAGAAGUGCUCACCCAUUAUGGAGAAGUUCCACUACGCAUGGCCUGACUCGCUGGAUUGCUCCAAACUCCCGACCAGGAACGACCCCAACGCGCUGUGCAUGGAGGCUCCAGAGAAUGACACCAAGACAGAGAUCAAGAAGGGAGAGGGCAUGCUUCCUGUUCCCCCUCGGCCAAGGCAACCGGGUAGCGGUAACGGGCGCUCCACGGGCAGUCUGGGGUCCUGCGAGAACCCAGAGAAGUUCCAGUACGUGGAGAAGAGCCAGUCGUGUGCCCCCCGCUGCUCCUCGGCAGUGGACGUGUUCUGGUCCAGAAGGGACAAGGACUUUGCCUUCAUCUGGAUGACGGUGUGGUCAACGCUCUGUUUCGUCUCCACGUCCUUCACCGUUCUCACCUUCCUCCUGGACCCCCACCGCUUCCAGUACCCUGAACGGCCCAUCAUCUUCCUCUCCAUGUGCUACAACAUCUACUCUGUGGCCUUCAUCAUCCGCUCGGUGGCCGGGGCCGAGAACAUCGCCUGCGACCGGGAGAAUGGCGAGCUUUACAUCAUCCAGGAGGGGCUGGAGUCCACAGGCUGCACCAUCGUCUUCCUCAUCCUCUACUACUUCGGUAUGGCCUCGUCCAUCUGGUGGGUCAUCCUUACACUCACCUGGUUCCUGGCCGCUGGUAAGAAGUGGGGCCACGAGGCCAUUGAGUCCCACAGCAACUACUUCCACAUGGCCGCGUGGGGCAUCCCAGCUCUGAAGACCAUCAUCAUCCUCACCAUGAGGAAGGUAGCAGGGGAUGAGCUGACGGGUCUGUGCUACGUGGGCAGCAUGGACUCUGGAGCGCUCACCGGCUUUGUGCUCAUCCCUCUGUCCUGCUACCUGGUCAUUGGCACGUCCUUCGUCCUCACCGGCUUUGUGGCGCUCUUCCACAUCCGCAAGGUGAUGAAAACCGAAGGCACCAACACGGAGAAGCUGGAGAAGCUGAUGGUGAAGAUCGGCAUCUACUCCAUCCUGUACACGGUGCCCGCCACCUGCGUCAUCAUCUGCUACUUCUACGAGAGGCUCAACAUGGACUACUGGAAGUUCAGGGGGCUAGAGGGCAAGUGCGUGUCGUUCCCCGGGCGCCGGAACGAGGACUGCUCCCUGGAUGCGUCGGUGCCCACUGUGGUGGUGUUCAUGCUGAAGAUCUUCAUGUCUUUGGUGGUGGGCAUCACCAGUGGUGUGUGGGUGUGGAGCUCUAAGACCCUGCAGACCUGGCAGAGCCUGUGCAGCAGGAAGCUGGCAUCAGACAGGACUAGCAGGAAGCCCUGUGGCAGCGUGAGCUGCAGCAGCACACACUGUCAUUACAAAGCUCCUGCCGUGGUGCUCCACAUGGCCAAGACAGACCCUUACUCAGACAGCCCCACACAUGUCUGACACUGACAGACAGUACAUUACCAGUAUGCAGUUCAUUCAAUGCUCUGUCUAAACGCAUGGAGCUACUGGGGUGACAUUGUUGUAAAGCACAGGCUACAGUAUGGAAGUAGACACAGCUUUCCUUAUUUCAGUAUUGAUGCAUUUCAGUAUUGCUCUCUAUAGACACACCAGAUCUGUGGACUGUAUUACACAGAGAUGCUCAACUGCAAUGCAGAAAAGGACUUGCAUGGACAUUUUAAAGGAGAGGCAUUGUUCUCCCCUGAACUGGGUAUAAGUAACUUCAUAAAUAUGUUUAAAUGUUAAACAGUCUAUUUAUUGUAUAUAUAUUUAUUUGAAGUUUACUUUGUUUUCUCACAAGUUUGAUUGGAGUGAACAUGCAUCUAUUAGGCUAAAGAUUAAACUCUUGAGAAUCAAGGAAAAUAAAGUGCCUCUUAUCAAGUUCUUAAGAAUAAUAACAUGUGGUAUACAUUUUCAAACUGCCUUUUAAUUGUAUGUUCUUGGUCAUGGUUUAUUUACUAUUAUUAAGUUCAGUGUGAAUCCUAUAUAUGUUUCAAUAUGGCUUCGCUUCAUUAUAUUGAUUGAGGAAAUUAUAUUUAGUGGAGACUUGAGAGGAAAAUGCAUUGCAAAACGUAUUGCAUCUUACGUUCUCUUUGAUAAUAAUUUGGUUCUAUAAUAAAUAAAUAAAAACAUUUCUCACAAAA